Molecule: messenger RNA, 354 nt
Organism: Penicillium diatomitis
Lineage: Eukaryota; Fungi; Ascomycota; Eurotiomycetes; Eurotiales; Aspergillaceae
Product: CTAG/PCC1 family protein
Exons: 2
Coding region: 1-354 (117 amino acids)
Cellular component (GO): EKC/KEOPS complex
Source: RefSeq, a predicted model, not a curated record
AUGUCGGAGACCGAAUUUCCCUAUUCAUUGACCAUCUCUCUACCUCUUCCAUCUCACCGUCUCGCCUCGUCUGCUCUCCAGACUCUUGAGGUCGACACCGAGCUCUCUCCGUUCGUGCGACGUACAUUCGCCCUGACGGCGCCCGCCUCUGAAACGCACGGCGAACCGCAGGAGAAGAAGCAGAAACAGGACCCCGAAGAAACAAGAACCGUCUUGCAGACGACAUACCGCGCCACCACCAAUCGAAUGCUUCGUGUUGCGGUCAAUGGAUUCAUGGAGAGCUUGGGUGUAGUGCUGGGUGUCAUGGCUGAGCUGGAUGUGGAUGUUCUUGAGGCCGAGGGAUUUGAGGAGUGA